UUGCUUGAACUAUUUUUCAAGCGAGUUUGGCUGAGCAGUUCUGUGAUUUUUCAAGAUACACAUAUUAUCAACAGCUCAUUUAGAGACAACACAAGAAGCAUAAUGGAAGGAUAUCUUCUCACUUUCAUAUUGGCUAGUGCUUUCAGUUCUGUAACUGGAAAUAUCAGACUGGUCAGUGGUAAAAAUAUUUGCUCUGGUAGAGUUGAGUUCUUUUACAAUAGCCAAUGGGGAACAGUGUGUGAUGAUGACUGGGACAUGAAAGAUGCUGCGGUGGUGUGCAGACAGUUGGGAUGUGGAGAAGCUGUUGCAGCAUGGCCGAGUGCCCAUUUCGGCCAGGGGAGUGGUCAGAUCUGGCUGGAUGAUGUUCGAUGUUCUGGAAGUGAGAGCAGCCUUAACCUGUGCCUUAACAGUGGACUAGGAAAACAUAACUGUAAACAUGGUGAAGAUGCUGGUGUUGAAUGUUCAGGUCAUAUGUUAAGAUUGGUGAAUGGGUCUGAUUCCUGCUGUGGAAGAGUGGAGAUUCUUUAUAAUGGCGAGUGGGGAACAGUGUGUGACGAUGACUGGGACAUGAAUGAUGCUUCUGUUGUGUGCAAACGAUUACAAUGUGGCACAGCCAUCAGUGCACCUCAUAGUGCUGCCUUUGGUCGAGGCAGUGGAAAAAUCUGGCUGGAUGAUGUUGGAUGUUCUGGAAAUGAGAGCAGCCUUACACUGUGCUCACACAGAGGACUAGGAACAAAUAACUGUAAUCAUGGUGAAGAUGCUGGUGUUGUAUGUUUGGGUGACCUGCAGAUGCCCACGCUUUCCCUGAUGUCCACAAAUUCAGCUGUGUCUCCUGGAGAAAAUGUCCAGUUCACAUGCACAACAUCUAACCCAAGGUGCCAGACUAAUGGUGAUUUUCACCUGUUCAGAAAUGGAUCAUCCAUGUACUCCCAAAGAAGUACAUCUAGUGUGAUUUUCAGUCUGACUGAUGUUAACAUCACACAUCAUGGCGAGUACAGAUGUCUUUACUCUUACAACAGUGGUACUAAGUCACCCAUGAGUAAUACUAUUCAAAUCACUGUAGUGAACUUGCAGCAGCCCAACAUUUCUUUUAGUGCUCCUGGUGGAUGGUUUGAUUUGGGGUCUCAGGGGACAGUGGUCACCAGGGGCCACAGUUUUAAUAUCAUCUGCUCCACUGAAUCUCAGUAUCCUGGAGGCUUCUUCUACCUGUUCAGUGGAUCAAACAUCAUUAGGAGUCGAUCAACUAUCAAUCACACUGCCCAUUUCUCCUUUCCUGAGGCUGAUUAUUCACAGCAGGGAAACUACAGUUGUGGUUAUGAAGUGAAUGUGUCCUCACGUGCAUUUAGUUCAGCUACCUCUCAACUGCUGGUUAUCACUAUAAGAAGUGUGGUAUUGACAUCCUUCCUGCUUCCUGUCAUUGGUGCUGCAGUGUCAGCUGUACUAUUCUUAUUUUGUGCCCUUAUCAUCAUCUUCUUAUGGAAGAGAAGACAAACCCAGAAGAAUGAGGAAACUCAUAAGAAGUGCUCUUUUAAAAAAGGUGCAGUUAAUACUUACAGAGGUGUUUCCCAUAACAAAAAUGAGGAGGAGGAUGAUGAGGCUGACUAUGAAAAUGUAGAACUUAAUGUUGAAGACUCUGAGCAAAUGGAUCAUGAAGACUCUGAAGAGGACUAUAUUAAUGUUGAUUCUGAUCAUUCUGAACAGGAUUAUGUCAAUGUGGACACAGAUGACUCUGAAGAGGACUAUGCCAAUGUGGAAAUUACACAGAAUAACAGUACAGAACACAAAAAAAGUCAAGAUAACAUUUAUGAAAGCUAUAAAGAUUGAGUGCAUCCAAAAAAAAUCCACUGGAAUUAACAAAGAAUUAAAUGUGGUGUUAAUAUAACUGAAGAAAGAAGUCCAGUUAUCAUUGAAUACAAUGGUAUGACAACAAGUGACAUUUUUCAAAACUAUUGUGAUGAAAAUGAGAGACCAUAAAAAUACAGUCUUGCCAGCACAAAGACUUCUGUACAUAUUCCAAAUAUAGUAUUAUGUUGUUUGCUUGAUUUAAGCGCUAAUUAACUCAGUCUCAUCACUGUAAUCGUUUACAUUUACAUUUAUGCAUUUGGCAGACGCUUUUAUCCAAAGCGACUUACAGUGCACUUAUUACAGGGACAAUCCCCCCAGAGCUUCAAUACAGCUUGCUAUUUCUCUUUAGUAGCUUUUAGAUUUAGUUUACCAUCUACUUUUCAAAAAGGGUAGCUUGACUGCAGUGUAGUUGAGUAGAAGCUCCAGUUUCAAAGUAGCUUCCCCAGCACUGCAGCUGUUAAUAGAAUGAAAUACAGUAUUAACUGAAAAUCAUGUCUCACAUUCAGUUCUUGUGUUCUCGUCAAGUGACCGAUGAGCUUCUUUUUUUACCGAAGAAUGCACAAGACAUCAAGCUGAUGUGAAUAUUUUCAUUGCAUUCAGAUUCUGUAACCAAGCUUUUUUCUUGCACAAAAAUGAGCCACAACAGUUUUUAUUGGAUGCAUUUCUUUACUCACUGAAAGCCUCUAUUGGUUGGAUAAAUAGGAAAGUUACUCCAUCUUCAAGAUCACUUCUUUUGUAUUGCAACAGAAAAGGCACAGGAAGAGAGAAAGUGAAUCCGUGACUGUGAGAACAGGUACUUUUCAAUGCAGAAAUAAUGUAAAAGCAACUAAUGAUGGAUAAAAAUAACCACAACAUACAUUUUCCAGUUUUGGUCUGUUUUCAAAUAGGCUAUAUAACCUUGCAAAAGCAGACCGAACCUGCAUUUGGAUGAGAAGUUUAUUGCUUUUUGGAGUGAACAAUUAUGUUUGUAUGGCAUAUCUAAUAUGUCUUAUCGUGACAGACUAUUAAAAGAAAAACAAAUCUGCUGCCCAUCUUAGAACAGUGUGACUGUAAAUGUGUAAAGCCUUUUACAUUUAAUUCUUGGGUCUGAUAUUAUUUUAUAUAACGUAAACAUAAGCUUUAUAGUUGUAUACAGCUUUAGAUUAUAUAAAUAUAUUGUAGUCUACAUUUAUAUAACAUUGUGUAAAAAUAUGCUUACCUUAGAAGUUAUACUUUUGUCUAAUUUUAGUUUUGGUGCAUUAAUAAUAUACUUUUAUAUAGUUUACUUUCUACAAAAUGACACGUUUGUUGCCAGCUCUUUGCACACUGUGACAAUAAAAGUGUGAAAGAAAAGGAUGCCAUUUCUUUUUGCUAUGCGUUCUCAAUAGGACAUGUCUUUAACAAACAUCUAAUCGUUGCAGAUGCAGUAGACUCUUGGAGUUAUAUUGACAAAUACCUGUGUAUUCAAAAGCUCAUUCUGAUUCUGAUUUAAAUAAAAAAUGAU
This is a messenger RNA of Xyrauchen texanus (razorback sucker), 3328 nucleotides long. Its product is annotated as deleted in malignant brain tumors 1 protein. The transcript is spliced from 8 exons. The record is from RefSeq and is a predicted model, not a curated record. Gene Ontology annotation, cellular component: membrane. Lineage: Eukaryota; Metazoa; Chordata; Actinopteri; Cypriniformes; Catostomidae. Bases 103 to 1824 code for a protein of 573 amino acids.